Austrofundulus limnaeus is the source of this 2848-nucleotide messenger RNA. RefSeq names its product kinesin family binding protein (gene kifbp). Gene Ontology annotation, molecular function: protein binding. The record is from RefSeq and is a predicted model, not a curated record. Gene Ontology annotation, biological process: central nervous system projection neuron axonogenesis; neuron projection maintenance; microtubule cytoskeleton organization. Lineage: Eukaryota; Metazoa; Chordata; Actinopteri; Cyprinodontiformes; Rivulidae. The transcript is spliced from 13 exons. Bases 29 to 1924 code for a protein of 631 amino acids.
CGAAGAAGUCGGUGAGGGGAAAACAAAUAUGGCGUCUCUGAGCAGCGAUGAGUGGAGAGCCAUCUGCGACAAAUUCACCAACGCCCAAAACCUCGCCGAUGUAGAAUCUCGAAACGACCCAGAAAAUGACCCGUUUCGUUCCAAGUACAAAGCCCGGGAGCUUCUCAGAGAAAUCUACUGCUCACUCAAGAGUUUUGAAGCGGGUGAWGGCGAGGAGGAGGGCGGCGGGUCGACGGAGCGGCCGUUGGACGGCCAACUGGAGGAUGCUUUCGACCGGGGACUUCACGGCGACUCUCCGGCGGGGAUGCGGGCAGCUAAACUCGCGGCCGUGGAGUAUUACCUGGGCGUCAACCACGUARAUACAGAGGAGCUGUCAGCCGGACAGGAGCAUCUGAUGAACUCUAUCAAACUGCUGGAUAAAUGCAGAGUGUCGGCGGAGAAUGUGUCAUUGUUUAUUCAUGUCAGGAAUCAGCUGGGCAUCCUGUGGGCUGGCCGGGAUGAGACUGAGACGGCUCAAGGCUACCUGGAGACAGCRGAAUCUAUCUACCAACGUUACAUGAAGGAGGAUGGGAAGCCACCCACUGACAUGACAGAGUACUUUAGUACUGAGGAGAACUUGUUGAUGCACCAAGAAAGGACCAAGAGGUUUGARCUGGCUUACACCCACACCAUGUACUACCUUGCUCAAGUUUAUAAAAACCUUGGUGAGAAGGAGCGUGCUGCCACCUACUGCCACAGCACCCUGCAGAGACAGUUACAGUUGAACCAGUUCAGCCCGAUGGAGUGGGCCCUGAAUGCUGCUACGCUGUCUCAGUAUUAUAUCACAAAGGGCCGAUUCAUGGAAGGCAGACACUGCCUUGCAGCAGCUACUGUGAUUUCAGGCUUGGCAGGAGAGGUUCCCUCUGAAGCAGCAGCACGGGAGAGUGAAACGGAGAAUGAGCGCAGGGAGCAGCUCCGACAGAAGAGAGCAGAGAUUGCAAGAUGUUGGAUUAAAUACUGUCUAAAUAUCCUGCAGGAUGCCAAGAAACUGCUGGAGGACAACAUCGGUGAGCUGGAUACUGAUCGUCAAGAUGAACUGAGGAGAGCAAGAAGGCAAGAGGAGGAGGAGGAAGAGAAGGGGAGGAAGAGCGCUCUGCUGUUUGGUUCUGAAGACACCUUUGAUUCYAUCGCAAGUGUGGAAGAAAAGGUGAUGUGUUUACUCCCUUUGGACUUCACUGAAGCCAGAAGUGUGUUUUUGGUGGGACAGAACUAUGUAGCGCAGGCUAAAGAGUACUAUCAGAUGGACGGGUAUGUGACGGACCACAUUGAGAUCCUGCAGGAUCACAGCGCUCUGUUUAAGGUCCUGGCUUUUUUUGAAGAAGAUCUGGAGCGUCGAUGCAGAAUGCACAAAAGACGUGUUGACAUGUUGGAACCCAUCUGUAAUGACUUGAAUUCUCAGUACUACCUACUGAUCCGCAGACAGCUGAUGUUCGAAUUGGCUGAGACCUAUAAUGAAAUGAUGGACGAGAAGCUGACUCUGGCCAACAGACAAGCAGAUCUGCAGUCUUUAGACAACCACACCAUCAAGAAAGUCAACCAGCUCUGCUCCGCCUCUGCAAAGUACUUCCAGAUGUUCCUGGACUCUUUGUGCUCUCCACAGGGAAAGCCUCCUGAACACCUGGAAGAGGAGGUGCUCAGACCAGCUCUGGUGGCCCAUUUCAGAGUCGCCCGACUUUACAGCAAACUGAUCAGCACUUCUCCUUCGGUUCAGCUGGAAAACCUCAACAAAUCUCUGGAAAACUACAAGUACGUGGUGCAGUAUUGUGAGGAGCACCCUGAGGCAGCAGCCGCCGCAGAGACAGAGCUGGAGCUGAGUAAAGAUAUGGUCGGCCUCCUUCCUCUCAAAAUCAACCGCCUCAAGUCAAGGAUGACUGCAAACGACUGAAGAACCUUCUGUUUACUGUGUGUAUUUUCAUUUUUUUUUUUUUUUAUUUUGUCCUGUGUUGUGAGCAUGCUGCUUUCAAAAUACUGUUAAGUACAAUACAGGCUGUACAUACUGUGUGUGCUCUCAUAAGCAUAAUAAAUAUGAUGCUCACUUAACUUUUGAUUCUAAUUUACAAACGCACUCUGUUCAGUGUUAACAGUGCCACAACUGUGCUACUAGGGAGGCAAAAGGCAGUUGGGAACUGAUCCGGUUCUGUUAGCCCCUCCAGAAAAAUGUCUCCCUAUAAAUUUCGAUGUAGUUCCUCACUAACCCUUCCACCACACACUCACUCACGCCCACCCGCGUAACUUUAUCAUCAUAAUGUUAUUUUACCAACGAAACGAGCUGCCCGUAAUAUAUUUUGCCAAAUCAGCUGUAUUGAUUUGAUUUCAUAAUCUUUGAUUCAAACGUCGUUUUUCUUAACUUAAUGCUGGUUCUCGUUUACUGUAGUUUCUAUUUUCUAAACGUUUUCUUUGAUUCUGCCUCACAUUGCAGCACAGAUGUCGGCGCACACUCAAACCAGGAUUCUUGUGGUGAUGACAAUAAGCAGCUUGAGGUGAAGUUGAGUCAGUUUUAACUGAAAGCUUAUUCAGAAAUGGGAGACGCUGUUUCUGUGAAGUCAGAAAAUCUGCUGACAUGUGGACUUUGUUGUGCUGCUAGAUUAGCUUACAUCAUACUCUGCAUGAUCGUCUUCUGUCUAUCUGUUCUAUCUUUGUUAUAAGAGUGUAAGGCUGAACCCUUACACACCUAACUUUUGUGCUGGUGCGCCUAAGAAAAAAUGUCAGGCGCACCGGUGCAACCAGUGCAAAAAGUUAGUCUAGAGCUUGUAUGUAAAACUGAAGCAAAAAAGUCUAAAACUGUCCAAUAAAGCUAAAUUCAUCUGAA